Molecule: messenger RNA, 1294 nt
Organism: Anguilla rostrata (American eel)
Lineage: Eukaryota; Metazoa; Chordata; Actinopteri; Anguilliformes; Anguillidae
Product: RPE-retinal G protein-coupled receptor-like
Exons: 7
Coding region: 395-1273 (292 amino acids)
Biological process (GO): visual perception; cellular response to light stimulus; phototransduction
Cellular component (GO): plasma membrane
Molecular function (GO): G protein-coupled photoreceptor activity
Source: RefSeq, a predicted model, not a curated record
UAGACGAUCUGACUGCUGAAAAUGGAGCAAACUCCCGAAAGAUCACUUAUCUGCGAUCGAUUGUUUCCACUGAUAAUUAACUUGAGCUAAACACGUUACAACGGCGUGUUUUCCUUAAGUAUGGUGAAACAAGUUUAGGAUUUCUUCCGUGGCGAGAAACAAAAAGCACUUGAUUUGAGCUUUUUGCAUUAACUUUAUGCAAGAACUUAAUUUGCUCAUUAGGACAUUCUUUCUGGGAUUUUCGCAAAAGGGAAGGUUAAGCAGAAUUACUUGCAUGCCUUUCAUCUGAACUGGGGUGCUUUAAAAGGAGACUUCUUUCACGUUCAGAGCACUCCGGCAGUAUAGUGGAGUGGUGUACAUUCCUGCAUACUACUGAGUCGUAAUCACAAGCAAAAUGGUCACUUCGUACGCUUUACCGGAAGGGUUCUCGGACUUUGAUAUGGUCGCAUUUGGAUCUGCAUUUCUUGUGGGAGGUGUCCUUGGAUUCUUUCUCAAUGCCAUCUCAAUUGUCUCAUUCCUUGCCGUUAAGGAGAUGCGAACCCCAAGUAAUUUCUUUAUAUUUAACCUGGCCCUGGCUGAUAUUAGUCUGAAUGUGAAUGGCAUCAUUGCUGGUUAUGCAAGCUUUCUAAGACACUGGCCCUAUGGGCCUGAGGGCUGUCAGAACCAUGGCUUUCAGGGAAUGGUGUCUGUCCUCGCCAGCAUGAACUUCAUUGCUGCAGUUGCCUGGGACAGGUACCACCAGUACUGCACCAAGCAGAAGCUGUUUUGGAGCAGCUCAAUGACGAUUGCUGGCAUAGUCUGGGUGUUGUCUAUUUUCUGGGCUUACCUUCCCCUGAAUGGAUGGGGUGAAUAUGACUUUGAGCCCCUGAGAACCUGCUGCACCCUGGACUACAGCAAGGGUGACAGGAACUACACCACCUACAUGCUGACCCUGACCUUCUUCUACCUGAUUAUCCCGGCUUUGACCAUGCUCACGUCUUACCAGUCCAUUCAAAAGCAGUUCAAAAAGACCAGGCAGUACAAGUUAAACACUGCCUGGCCAUUGAGGGUAACGUUGCUUUGCUGGGGUCCUUAUGUCCUCCUCUGCAUGUAUGCCAGUGUAGAAAAUGCCAGGCUUGUCCCUCCAAAGUUGAGAAUGGUGCUUCCUGUUUUGGCAAAAACCGCCCCCGUCUUUCACGCCCUGCUGUAUGCCUUCGGAAGCCAGGGCUACCGAGCGGGAAUCUGGCAGUUCCUCACCGGGAAGAAAAUGGCACUGGCUGAGAAGUCUAAAUAAAUAAAACCCUUCAUCCAUUGA